Molecule: messenger RNA, 747 nt
Organism: Aspergillus oryzae RIB40
Lineage: Eukaryota; Fungi; Ascomycota; Eurotiomycetes; Eurotiales; Aspergillaceae
Product: glycosyl hydrolase family 79 C-terminal domain-containing protein
Exons: 2
Coding region: 1-747 (248 amino acids)
Source: RefSeq, a predicted model, not a curated record
AUGACCGAGAUAGCGGACUUGAUGAACCACGACGAAGUCAUCAAGGGCACAGCCUUCAUCAAAACAGCGCUACAGAACUUGGCGACAAUCGGAGUUGAUGUCCCCAUUGUCCUUGGCGAAGUGGGAAAUACACUCGGUAAUGGGUCAUCGGGUGUAAAUCUGGAAGGAGUUCUGGGGUCUGCCUUGUGGGAGGUAGACCUCUCGCUGUACACUAUGUUUCUGGGAGUUCAUGGUAUCAGUAUGCAGUCGGGAACCAAAUUUCCCUUUGCGCUCUGGCACCCGCAAUAUAGCAACACUGCCGGUGCUGUACUGCCAGCCUUCUACGCGCAGAUCUUCGCGGCAGAGUUCAUCGGCUCUCAUGGAAAUGUUACUGUGGCAAAUAUCGACCUUGGACAGCCACAUCUAUCCGCAUAUGCUGCUUACGAGGGAGCUAACUUGGCUCGACUCGCCAUUAUUAACCUCGAGCUGUGGGAUGGCCGCCAUGAAAGCCAGGAAAAGCGCCACUCCAAGCAGAUGCUGCUCCACGUGCCCGCUGGUACCGACAGUGUCACAGUGAAACGGCUAACUAGUCCAGCGGGGGGUAUGGCCAGAAGUUCUAACCAGAUCACAUGGGGUGGGAUGCAGUGGACUUACGAGAACGAGGGCAGAGGGGAAAAUGUUUCUACUGGCGCAGAGAGAUUGACUGUUAAGGAUGGUACCGUGCACAUCGCCGUUAACGCAAGCGAAGCUGCUAUGGUCUUCUUUUGA